ACGAAACUAAAGGUUAAUUUCCUGACUUCUCAUACAAAAAUUGUGUCCGACACGAUUUGAGAACUUGAGCUGUGUUGGAGACGAAAAGUUGUAUGUAUUGAAACAUUCUUGACUGUGAUUUGGAAUACAAAUUUUUAUGCCCUGAUUUUAAAAUGUAAGAUGAAAUGGUGUAAACGGAUAAUGACAUUUCCAAACAGGAGAAAAAGUGUUAUUGUUAUUGGUGUGAUUUUUGUGUCGAUGGGACUUAUUUGUUUACAUCUUUUAGGAGAAGUUUACAAACUUGAAAAUGCAAGAGAACGAUUAGAGAGAGCUGUAGCAGAUAUACAAGGUACUGAUGUAGCAGUUGGUCAUCCACGACAUUUAUCACAAGCCAGUGAUCAGAUUCUUGGCCAAUUUGAUUAUAAAGUUGAACUAACGGGCAAAACAGAUGAAGAUUUAGUGAUAAUCUACAAUAGAGUACCAAAAACAGGCAGCACAUCUUUUGCUGGCAUUGCCUAUGAUUUGUGUUUUAGAAAUAAAUUCCAUGUUCUUCAUGUAAAUACUACAAAGAACAUCCAUGUUCUGCCUUUAUCUGAUCAGGUACGAUUUGUACAGAAUGUGACCAGAUGGAAUAGUAUGAAACCAGCCAUGUAUCAUGGUCAUUUAGCCUUCCUAGAUUUCUCAAAGUUUGGUGUUGCGAAAAAGCCAUUAUACAUCAACAUUAUAAGGAAGCCACUGGAUCGAUUGGUUUCAUAUUAUUACUUUGUAAGAUAUGGGGAUGAUUUCAGACCAAGUCUACGGAGAAGAAAAGCAGGAAAUACAGAGACCUUUGAUGAAUGUGUAGCAAAGGGAGGUAAUGACUGUGAUCCUGUACAUUUAUGGUUACAAAUACCAUUCUUCUGUGGUCAGGAUGCUGAAUGUUGGAAUCCUGGUAGUAGCUGGGCUCUAGAGAGAGCAAAAUACAAUAUACUCCAAAAUUAUCUAGUCGUAGGUGUUACAGAACAGUUAGGGGAUUUUAUUGCUGUCAUUGAAGCCACAUUACCUCGUUUCUUUAGGGGAGCUGUAGCAUUAUUUAACGAAGGACGAAAGUCUCAUCUAAGAAAAACUUCUCAUAAAAUUCCACCAAAGCCAGAGACUGUUAAAAGACUACAAAGUACACAAGUGUGGAAAAUGGAACAAGCUUUUUAUGAGUUUGUACAGGAGCAUUUUGAAUUUACAAAGAACCAAAUAUUUGAAAUAGUUGAUGGUGCUUAUGUUGAGAAAGGAAAUCUUUUUCAUUAUGAGAAAAUACGGCCAAGAUGAGAAUGUAUAUAAUUUGAAUAUAUGAUUGUUUACAAGAAUAUAUCUUACAAUUGAAAACAUGUUAACUUUUUUAAAAUACAUGUAAUAGUAAAUCAAGAAUAUUCCUAUAUUUUUAUCUCUUUUUACAAACAUAUUCAGUUGUUCAAAUUUACUUUAUAUUUUAUAUUUUUUAAUCAUUUAACCUGGAAACAGAUUUUUUGUUUAGAAGAAACAAUUGACAAGAAAAAUAUUAAAAUUAGUCUGCCCUCUGCAAUUACUUUUAAAAACAAGUGGAGAUAACUCUUGCAUUAAAAAGUGUUGCAAAUUAUAAGAUUAAUUUGACUUUUAAAAGAAAUAAAUGCCCAUAAAGUCCAUUUAUUUUGAAAAAUAAGAUUGUUGGGCUAUAUAUUAAAAUAAUGAAAAACAUGUUUGUUAAAUUUUAUCAGUGCAAUUUAUUUAUUGGCAAGUACCUGACUGUAUUAACAUGAAGUUAUUAGUUCUAGGCUUCCAUGCUGGCUAUGAGAGCUAAAUUUUCAUAAUAAUUAAAUUACCUAACAGUGUUUCAGGUUUGACUUACAUACUUCCUGCAAAGAAAGGGAGAUUAACUUAAUUAGUUUAUCAGUUUUAAUUACUAGACAUAUUCUUGCUGAUAAAUAAUCUCAGGUUUUUACGUUCAGUUCACUUAUCUCGAUCAUAGGCCAAAAAUUAAAAAAAAAAAUGUUUAGGGUUAUGUUAUA
Molecule: messenger RNA, 1997 nt
Organism: Mytilus trossulus (common blue mussel)
Lineage: Eukaryota; Metazoa; Mollusca; Bivalvia; Mytilida; Mytilidae
Product: heparan sulfate 2-O-sulfotransferase 1-like
Exons: 9
Coding region: 160-1281 (373 amino acids)
Cellular component (GO): membrane
Molecular function (GO): heparan sulfate 2-sulfotransferase activity
Source: RefSeq, a predicted model, not a curated record